GACGUCCUCCCUCUCUCUCUCUCUGUUUUCCCUCCCUCUAUCUCUAUCUCUCUCUAUCGUGGUGUUUACAGCCCAGCAGAGCUGCAUUUCUCACAUUUCAUUCUCAAACUCCAGCCGGUCCUGUUCUCAUCUGAAAGAGAAGAGAAGAGAAGACAAGAGAAGAGAAGAGAAGAGAAGAGAAGAGAAGAAGGUUCUGGUAGUUCUUGUCUCAUCAGGACUGACCUGACUCUCCAGACCUGGUCUCCUCUAGACUCCCUGACCUCUCUCCAGCUCUUCAUCCAGCCGAUCAAGAUCUAGUCCACCAGCCGCCUCCAUGGAGCGCGUCCAGCACAUGACCAAGUCGGCCAUCCGCCGGGCGUCUCAGAUCGAGGUGAACCCUCAGGCCAAGAGGAACCUGCAGGAGCUCUUCGUCAACUUCACCCUCAUCCUCAUCUGCCUGCUCCUGAUCUACAUCAUCGUCCUGCUGAGCAGCUGAGCAGCAGCAGAGCGACAUGUAGAGAGAGUUUGGCCAACCUGAGGGUUCUGCUGAUGCAUGGAGGAAGCACUGAUAUCAUCCCCAUGUAUCAGAAGAACCAAGGAGAGAACGGCCAAACUCUCUCUCAGAGCUCCGGGGAGAUGUUUCUACCAGGCUGAUUGGGGAUCAGCUCCACAGGGAAUGAUCAGAAGUGACCCGACUACACCAGUUUAACUCCUGCAUGUACAUCUGCUGCUCGUUCAGAUUACCACCAACAAAGCUCUCCGUUAGGCUGAUUUACACAACUUAAAUAUUAAUACAUCACUGCUGUUUGACUUCCAUUUCCCAUGAGCCCUGCUGCUUCCUGCAGAAACAUAAACACGCUGAAAAUGAUUUUUUCCAUGAGUAUUUUUACUUCUUUCUUGGUCCGCCGCAGCCAGAAACCACAGUCGAACCGCAAUAAAAUGUUUUGAACUUCGGCUUUCUUGAAAUGCUGCUACCUCGGUGGUUAACGGAGUCUAGAAAUAUAAAUUAGCAAAAAAAAGGACACAAGAAAGCAGCAAACACUGUGGCAGUGAUAACACAUGAGGCCCCGAAAGAACCAUCUCUGCCUUAAACAUUCUCUAAACUAGAAUUUAGAGAAGAUCAGCAUCAGUGGAUGAUCUCUGGAACAGUUCAGCCUAAAGUUCUGCUACAUGUGCCUCUAAAACCAAGUGUCCAGUAACUUACACUGAUUAGAAAGAAAGUUUUAAAUGGGAGAAAGCUGCAAAUCGAUUAAAAAAAAAAAAGGAUUCUGUCGCCUCCUAGUGGCUAAAUCACAAAAGACACCAUAGAGGGUUAUUUAUUAUAAGUUAAAUAGGACACAAAUACUAUUAUUUAUACACCACUUUAGGAUUUGACCCGCCUGUUUGAACUAAUUACUACCGAAUAAGUCGACUGCAGCAUUUCAUCAGCGCUUUUCUUGGAUUUAUUCUCGUUUAUCAUGAUACUUAAACUCAUUACUACUGUAGACCUCUAUACAGGAUGUGAAGUAUAGACUGAAGGUGUUUCGGUUCAGCCUUAGAAUAAACUCUGUAAGAUUUGCUUCAUUUCGUCCUUCAGUGUUUGAGAGUGUUGAGUGCAAACAGAAACUGCAUGCUGUGAUUUCACAUAACGGUCAUAUAAGUUUAGUUAUUAGAAAUCCAGGCUCACGUUUAUUUUUUGUCUUUUUCUCAGUUUUGACUGAAAUACUGAACAUGAAUUGUAGCACUGAGACACUUCAACAAACAACUGUGUAACUAGAAAAUGACAUUUUUUACAUCUUGCCAGCCACAUUUUACUGCACUGCCCUGUAUUUCCUAUGAGUGAAAAUGUGAAAAUAGAAACAACACGUGAUAAAGAAAUGUUUGAAAAGCUGUACCACCUGAUGUUUAAACUGUGGAACACCAAAUAAACUGCAUGUCGAUACCUUUAAA
This is a messenger RNA of Amphiprion ocellaris (clown anemonefish), 1908 nucleotides long. It is a transcript of the gene pln1, whose product is annotated as phospholamban. Gene Ontology annotation, molecular function: ATPase inhibitor activity. Gene Ontology annotation, biological process: negative regulation of heart rate; negative regulation of calcium ion import into sarcoplasmic reticulum; negative regulation of ATPase-coupled calcium transmembrane transporter activity. Gene Ontology annotation, cellular component: sarcoplasmic reticulum; membrane. Lineage: Eukaryota; Metazoa; Chordata; Actinopteri; Pomacentridae. The record is from RefSeq and is a predicted model, not a curated record. The coding region runs from base 314 to 475 and encodes 53 amino acids. The transcript has 2 exons.